Molecule: messenger RNA, 2441 nt
Organism: Pocillopora damicornis (cauliflower coral)
Lineage: Eukaryota; Metazoa; Cnidaria; Anthozoa; Scleractinia; Pocilloporidae
Biological process (GO): activation of adenylate cyclase activity; adenylate cyclase-activating G protein-coupled receptor signaling pathway; hormone-mediated signaling pathway
Cellular component (GO): plasma membrane
Molecular function (GO): protein binding; G protein-coupled peptide receptor activity
Source: RefSeq, a predicted model, not a curated record
CUGCGUUUUGAUCUCCCAACUGGCGAAACGUGCCUUGACCUAAACAAUAUGAUUUCGUGUCUGAAGAAAAUCGUACUUCUCACACUGACUUUUAUCCGAGCAGUAAGAGGUCCUGAUAUUUCUACACCAUGCAGCGAUAACUGUAAAUGUUCAGUUUGUCCUUUCAGAGGACUUAAAAACCUGACUGAGGUGACUUGCAACGCAACACGCCUUCGAGAAAUUGUUAUUCCUUCACGAGUCAACAUCUGCGCCUUGGUGCUGUCAAGGAAUGGAAUUUCUUCUCUCGACAAAAAGUUUUUACGGCCGUUUGAUGGAAUUAUUUCCUUGGAUUUGUCAUUUAAUAUGAUAACCAAACUGUCAAAGAGAGCGUUUAGUAGUGUGUCUUCCUUGAAGAGUUAACAGUAUUAUACUUGCAGCACAACAACAUUGCAACUGUGGAGCCUGGUGCAUUCUUUGGGCUUAGCAAACUCAAAAAACUAGAUAUGAGUUUUAACAAACUAGAAACUCUAAUAGAUGACGCGUUUCGGGUUCUGACACUGAAAAAUCUUUCCUUGCAGCAUAAUGCGAUCACAAUCAUACAACCUAAAGCUUUCGCCGGACUUCGAAAUCUGGAAUUUCUCGAUCUCAGUUAUAACAAAGUUGUGAUUGUGUCUCUGGAUGUGUUCAAGGGUCUUAGUAAUCUAAAAACCAUUUGUGAUCUCUCUCCCUCGCUUUCCUGGCGGAAGAAAAUCGCUGGGACCGAGAUUGUACAAUUUUCCUUAUGUAUUCUGUUUUUUUGUUAUGUAACAAGAAACCUGGACGGGAGCAAUAUAACAAACCCAUCUGCUGUUAACGAAACAAAUAAGGCAAACAAGACACAAGGGAAUCAAAAGAGGUCCUUCAAUAACAGCGGAUGCUCCCGGAUUCAACAAAAACAAGUUGUAUUUCAGGUCUCGAGAAACAGGAAGGUGUGUUUCCAAAGACGAAACUGCACCCUGUCUCUUACUGUGGUAAAUAAGACUAAAACUGUGCCAGAGAGAUUUGAUAUUUGUUGGGAUUUAAUAAAAAAACUUCGCCCUCUCUUGUUCAUCUUGGGAACCAUCGCAACUUUUACCAAUAUGCUGGUUAUUAUAACAGUUGUAUUGACUAAAAGCCUUCGAAGACGUCCGCCAUUUUUAUUGGUUUCAGCGACGGCAGUAUGCGACUUUUUGAUUGGUAUUUACUCGUUUGGAAUGGCUUUCGGGCAUGGCUAUGACCUUCAGGAAUUCAAAGCUUGGCAGGACAUCUACUGUACCUACUUAAGGUAUCUGUUUAUCUUAGCAGAAGUUGAUGGAGGACUGACGUCACUGUUGAUGACUAUUGAACGAUAUGUUGCCAUCGUUUUCUGUAUGAACCCUGACAUAAGGCUAGGCUACAAAGCUUUACGAAUAGCACUCCCGCUGACUUGGAUUACGGGCGCCACAUCAGCAACUUUAGCGCAAAUUUUUGACAUGAGACAUAACGCGAAACCCGGGAGAAUGUGUCUUUUUCACAGAAACUCCGACAAAAUACCCUCCAUUUUUAUUAGCGAUAUAGUGUUGCUGUUUCUAGUAUUUACCUAUCUCCUCGUCGUAUUUCUUUAUUUGCAUAUUUUCGUCGUUGUGCGAAAAUCUGCGCGCAGGGCAGGCACACGUAGAGAAUCGCAAUUAGCCAAGCGAAUUAGUUUGAUUGUUCUUACAAGUUUCGUGUUUUUCGCUGUGCCUAAUUUUGCUCUGGCGUGGUUUAUCAUAAAUGGAGGACGUGUUUUCGAAGAUGUUAGAAUGAAUCGUACUCUGCUGUGGUGGCUUCCUCCUGUUUGUUUGGUGGUGAAUGCCUGUCUUAACCCUUUCAUAUUCGCGUUUAAAAAUGACAAGUUCACUAGAUCUCUUAAAAGACUAGCAGGCCGUCCUCUCAGAGGGCUUUUAAUGAUUAAGAAAAAGAACAGAGGUGGUCAACCAUUUGCGUUACAGUCUCCUGCUGUCUCUCAAGGAAGCCUUAAUCAAGGAAUGGACUCUUCUCUGAAACUCGUUGCUGAAGCAACAGAUGCAGCUUUGCGUUAAUAUCAUGAAAAAAGAGAAGGAAAAGAGAGGUAGAAUCAAAUGAUGAGAGAAGGAAAAAAAUGAAUGGAAGGGGGGAUGAAACAAAAUGAAAGAAAGAAAUAAAGAAGAAUGAAAGGAAGGAAGAGAGAAUGUAAGAAAGCAGGAACGAUAUGCAUGAUCAACAAGAUAUUGCCUGAUUUCGUAUCAGUAGGAUCAUACACAUAUUUAAUUUAACCGCUCACUUAACUGAACUAAAGAGAAUGUAUAUGUCGUACCUUACUCCAGCUCGCUACAAUAUCAAAAAGGCGUCGGAAUAAAGUGAAGACAAGUGAAAAUUUGUGACAGACACAAUGAAUAGAUCAUGUCAGCCUUUGAAAUCAAUAAAGUUCACUUACUAUUCAACUC